AUGACCACCUUGGUCGCCCAGAUGGCCACAUUAACCUCGCUUCUCCAGACUAUGGCUAUUAAUCAAGGACAUCUCUUUCAAAGUGAAGUGCAAGCCAAUGCGCUGACGCAAGUGGCAGUAAUAAGUUACAUCCAAUGCAGAGAAGGGCAUUUAGUGGAAGUCUACCCGUUAAAUCCACAAUUCGUAUACUCUAUUCAUAAUGAACCAUUCGGCAACACCUACAACCCUGGUUGGCGGAAUCACCAAAAUUUCAGUUGGGGAGGGAAUCACAACCAGGGGGGCCAAAGGAAUCAUCAGAACAGUCAUUCCGAGAAUCGAGGUAAUCCUCCAGUUUUCCUUCAUCAGAAUCAAAGCCAAGGUAAUUUUAAGAGUAUACAGCCACGCGACCAACCGUCCUCUUCUAACACCUCUUCUAGUACCUCGUCUUUGGAAACACUAUUGAAACAAUAUAUUAAGAAGAACGAGGCAAUCAGGCAGUCGCAAGCUUCCUCCAUUAGAAAUUUAGAGGUGCAGAUUGGACAGCUUGCGAUCGAGCUUAAGAAUAAAGCGCCUGGUACGCUGCCCAGCAGCUCGGAAGCACCGGGACGAAGUGGCAAAGAACAAUGUCAAGCAUUGACAUUGAGAAGUGGUAAGAAGACGGUCCCCAUGCCAUCAGUACAAGAUUUAGCAAAACGUCCAGAAGACUCAAUCACCAAUAAUGACCACUCAAUUGCAAACAAUAGAUCUACCAGUUCAGAAGCAACUACUUCUACAAAGAAUGAAUCUCAACAAGACUCAGAAUCAAAGUCAUCGCAACCUCCAGCUCCUAAAACACAGCAAGCAAGGGACCUCAAUGAAAAUUCAAAUGAUCAGGAAAUACAUAUCAACAUUCCCUUAGUAGAAGCGUUGGAACAAAUGUCGAGCUAUGUGAAAUUCCUCAAGGACAUACUCGCCAAAAAGAGGAAGAUCGGGGAAAAUGAAACGGUCACACUAACGUAUGAGUGUAGUGCGCUCUUUCAGAACAACAUCCCCACUAAAAUGAAAGAUCCAGGGAGUUUCACGUUGCCAUGCUCAAUAGGGGGUAAAGAAGUCGAAAAUGUGUUGUGUGACUUAGGGGCAAGUAUAAACCUGAUGCCAUUGUCAAUCUUCAAGAAGUUAAACAUCGGCAACACAAGGCCCACCACAGUUAAGUUGCAGUUGGCUGACAGAACAAUAACGCAUCCAGAGGGCAAGAUAGAAGACGUACUUGUGCAAGUGGAUAAAUUCAUCCUUCCUGCUGACUUUAUUAUAUUGGAUUACCAAGCUGACACUGAGAUGCCGAUCAUCUUGGGUCACCCAUUUCUUGCAACAGGGCGGGCGUUGAUCGACGUACAAAAAGGAGAACUCACCAUAAGAGUUGACGAUCAGCAAGUAAAGUUCAACGUUCUCAAUGCAUUGGAAUACCCAGGUGAUAUGGAAAACUAUCAGUAUGUUGGAGAACUGCAAAAAGAACAGUGGCAUGAGUUUCAAGAAGAAUCGGAGGAAGAAGACUUUGAGAUUGGCGUAAUGUUGGAAGAGAAUUGCGCCGCAAUACAAACCGAACUAGAUUUUGAAACAAUAAAGUUAUCUUAA
Molecule: messenger RNA, 1590 nt
Organism: Benincasa hispida (wax gourd)
Lineage: Eukaryota; Viridiplantae; Streptophyta; Magnoliopsida; Cucurbitales; Cucurbitaceae
Source: RefSeq, a predicted model, not a curated record